Penaeus monodon (black tiger shrimp) is the source of this 1167-nucleotide messenger RNA. RefSeq names its product leucine-rich repeat extensin-like protein 5. Lineage: Eukaryota; Metazoa; Arthropoda; Malacostraca; Decapoda; Penaeidae. The transcript has a single exon. The coding region runs from base 1 to 1167 and encodes 388 amino acids. The record is from RefSeq and is a predicted model, not a curated record.
AUGCCCUGUGCUCACACCCACCUUAUUGCCCGAACGAAGGUGUACCCUUGCUCACAUCCCCUUUGCCCCGGUUCCCUGUGGACUCACACCAGGGGAAAGCCCUUUGCGCCCACUUCCUUGCUCUCACGGAACCCACAGAAACGGGGGGGAACCCCUUUGGGCCCACUCCCUGUGGCUCACACCCGACCCCUUUGCCAUGCCCUGUGCUCACACCCCUUUUUUUUGUGUGCGCCACAACCCUGUGCUCAGCAACACCCCCUUUGUGUUUUGCCCACUCCCCCGAUCCCCACGUUCACGACUGCACACAGAGGAGCACAAGCUUUCACCGACACCAGCGGGGUCCCUUUGGGCCCGACUAGUAUCCUGUGCGUCACGACCACACCCCCACACCCUUUGCCCACAUGCCUCUGUAGCUCACAGACAAACCCCCAGCUCCUGUUGUUUUUGAUUUGGGCCCACACAACCCUGUGCUCACACCCCCCCCCCUUUAUUUGCCCACAUCCCAGCUUUCCACUCACCCUUUGCCCCCUCCCUGUGCUCCACACCCUUUGGCCCAUGCCCUGUGCCUCACAAAAGGUAACCCCCUUUGCCCCUCCUGUGCUCCAAGACCCCGUUGCCCACCCCUGUGCUCACAACCCCCUGUUGGGGGCCACUCCAGCGUUGCAAAGAACGGACCCCUUUUUGCCCACUCCCUGUGUCUCACAACCCCCUUUGCCCCACUCCCAGCGUUCACGGGGGGGGACUCCCUUUUUUUUUGCACAUCAUCCAUGUGCUCACACCCUCGCGCCCGUUUGCCCACUCCCUUGGCUCAACCCCUUUGCCCACACCUGUGCUACACACCACCCCCUUUGCCCACUCCAGCCUUCACUACCCCGCUUUGGCCCACUCCCUUGUGCUCACACCCCUUUGCCCACUACCCUGUGCUCACACCCCCUUUUGCCCACUCCCAGCGUUCCAAACUCCCUUUGUUGGCCCACCCUGUGCUCACCCCCCCUUUGGCCCACUCCGCAGCGUUCACCCCCCCUUUGCCCCUCCUAUGCCAACAACACCACUGCCCCCAGCUCCCUGUGCUAUAUUCCCCUUCGCCCAUCCCCUGUAAUCAUACCCCUUGCGCCCACUCCCUGUGCUCACAUCUCUUCCCCAACUCACUGUGUCUCCACACUUUAA